UCUCGAGCAACUUUGUUAUCAAUUUUGCUUUUCUGGCAAACCAAAAUUUCAAAGACUUUAACUUCUUAUUUUAACAUAUUCAAAAGAAAGGAUCACUAUGGACAACAUGAGCAAUGACUACGGUCAAGAUGACUACUAUGAGGAGGCAGCAAACGGCACCAUGUGUGACUUUGAUGAAUGGGAGCCAUCAUAUUCCUUGAUUCCCAUACUCUACAUGCUCAUCUUCAUCCUGGGUCUCACCGGUAACGGUGUGGUCAUCUUCACCGUCUGGCGGGCCCAAAACAAACGGAGAGCUGCUGAUGUCUACAUAGGAAACCUGGCCCUCGCGGAUCUGACCUUCGUGGUGACUCUUCCCCUCUGGGCCGUGUACACAGCACUGGGAUACCACUGGCCCUUUGGCAUCGCCCUCUGCAAGAUCAGCAGCUAUGUGGUUUUGCUCAACAUGUACGCUAGCGUCUUCUGCCUCACCUGUUUGAGCUUGGAUCGCUACAUGGCCAUCGUGCACUCCCUCACCAGCACGCAGCUGCGUACCAGAGGACACAUGCAGGCAUCCCUGGCCGCCAUCUGGAUUUUAUCCGGAGUGUUGGCUUCACCCACGCUGCUUUUCCGCACAACGGUGUACGAUGCCGACACCAACCGCACCUCCUGCGCUAUGGACUUCAGCCUGGUGGUUACCAAACAAGGCCAAGAGCAGCUGUGGAUCGCAGGCCUCAGCCUCUCAUCCACAGCUCUCGGCUUUCUGAUCCCCCUUCUGGCAAUGAUGGUAUGCUACGGUUUCAUCGGCUGCACCAUCACACGUCACUUCAACAGCCUGCGCAAGGAGGACCAGCGCAAACGUCGCCUGCUAAAGAUCAUCACCACGCUUGUGGUGGUGUUUGCCGCCUGCUGGAUGCCCUUCCACGUGGUGAAGACCAUGGACGCCCUGUCUUAUCUGAACCUGGCGCCCGACUCCUGCACCUUCCUUAACCUCCUCCUGCUGGCACAUCCCUACGCCACCUGCCUGGCGUACGUCAACAGCUGCCUCAACCCACUCCUCUACGCCUUUUUUGACCUACGCUUCCGUUCUCAAUGCCUCUGUCUGCUGAAUUUAAAGAAAGCCCUUCAUGCCAGCCCGCCCAGCUCACUUUCUUCACAAAAGACAGAGGCCCAGUCUCUGGCUACGAAGGUGUGAGGAGGCCACAAAACUGAUGGAUGAAGUCAACAACGACCCUCGAACUGUUACACCCUUCACAUGAACUCAAAGGUAAAUCAAUUGAUGUUGGGGACAAACAGACUUUGCUUUUGUGGGAACUCGAGGAACCGUCCUCCCCUGUCCCGUGACUACACGUUGGUACUUUGAAUGACAUUCUGGUUCUGAGGAACCUGUGCCGUGGGUGUCUCUGAGACCACAAGCUGAUGGAGAUCUUGGAGAGCCGAAACCCCUCCGACAGCUGCACUCCAGACGUGCAGAACUCAGUUGAAUGUACGGGUGGGGGCGUUUUUCUGCCUCUUCACCUCAUAUGGGCACAUCGGUGCCCCUGGAGAUCGAGGUUCAUAGACUUUGCUGUUAGUUGGAGCUGCAGGGGAGGGUUGUGGGUGGUUGUUUCGGAGAGCAAUUUAUAUGCUCUUUUGACACUGCAUGAUGUAUUUAACUGUGCUCCUUACUGUGCAUCUUGUUUUUUUAUUUUUUGGUUGGUUAUUUGUUUUUCAUCCUGUAAGCACUUGUUCAUAAGGGGCAGAGAUAAGAACCCUGUUGGUCAGUCUGUCUUAUCUAAGUCGUCAAGUUAGGGGAGGAAGGGAUGGGUGACUCACUUGAGAAGAAGUGUUGCAGCUUGAUUAAAGACUUUCGGGGGGAGGUGGGGGAGACGAAAGCAUUGGGGGGGCUCAGACAGACAGAUGGCAGCUAACAAAUGUUGUCGGGGAAGCGGGACGCCCAAUUAAAAGGUGGCAGCUUCGACAGAUGAGAUACUGAUGCUAGAGUUUGUGUGCGUGUGUGAGCUAAUGAAAUGUGUGUAGGUAAACUGAUGAAUUAUGUUUCCUAACAUUGAAAAAAGAAACUGUUGUAUGAUGCUGUUAUGUAAUACUUUAUGAAAUAA
Molecule: messenger RNA, 2075 nt
Organism: Paramisgurnus dabryanus
Lineage: Eukaryota; Metazoa; Chordata; Actinopteri; Cypriniformes; Cobitidae
Gene: aplnrb
Product: apelin receptor b
Biological process (GO): positive regulation of cytosolic calcium ion concentration; calcium-mediated signaling; immune response
Cellular component (GO): membrane; external side of plasma membrane
Molecular function (GO): C-C chemokine binding; C-C chemokine receptor activity
Source: RefSeq, a predicted model, not a curated record